Messenger RNA from Carlito syrichta (Philippine tarsier), 888 nucleotides. Its product is annotated as taste receptor type 2 member 50-like. The transcript has a single exon. Gene Ontology annotation, biological process: sensory perception of taste; G protein-coupled receptor signaling pathway; detection of chemical stimulus involved in sensory perception of bitter taste. NCBI's taxonomy places the organism in Eukaryota, Metazoa, Chordata, Mammalia, Primates, Tarsiidae. Bases 1 to 888 code for a protein of 295 amino acids. Gene Ontology annotation, cellular component: membrane. The record is from RefSeq and is a predicted model, not a curated record. Gene Ontology annotation, molecular function: G protein-coupled receptor activity; bitter taste receptor activity.
AUGAUACGUUUUCUACUCAUUCUGUUUUCCAUCUUAUUAGUGGCUGAAUUUGUUCUUGGAAAUUUUAUCAAUGGCUUCAUAGCACUGGUAAAUGUCACUGAAUGGGUCAAGAGACGAAAGAUCACCUCGGCUGAUCAAAUUCUCACUGCUUUGGCAGUCUCCAGAGUUGGUUUGCUCUGGGUAAUAUUUUUAAAUUGGUGUUCAACUGUGUUUAACCCAGAUAUGUAUAGGGUAGAUGGAAGAAUUUUUGUUUAUAAUGCUUGGGUAAUAACCCACCACUUCAGCAUCUGGUUUGCUACUAGCCUCAGCAUAUUUUAUUUGCUCAAGAUUGCCAAUUUCUCCAACCUUGUUUUUCUUCAUCUAAAGAGGAGAGCUAAGAGUGUAGUUCUGGUGAUACUGUUGGGGACUUUUGUAUUUUUGGUUUGUCAUCUUGUGGUGCUAAACAUGGAUGAGAGUAUGCGGACAAAAGAGUAUGAAGGAAAUGUGACUUGGAAGAUUAAACUGAGGAACACUGUACACUUUUCAAAUUUGACGCUAAACUCACUAGGAAACUUCAUACCAUUUACUAUGUCUCUGCUGUGCUUUUUGCUGUUAAUCUGUUCCCUGCGUAAACAUCUCAAGAAGAUGCAGCUCCAUGGCAAAGGCUCUCAAGAUUCCAGCACCAAGGUUCACAUAAAAGCUAUGCAGACUGUGAUCUCCUUCCUCUUGUUACUUAUCAUUUACUUUCUGUUCCAAAUGAUAUCAAUUUGGCAUUCUAACAGGCUGCAGAACACAGCUGCCAUCAUCCUUUUCCAAGCUAUAGGAAUCAGCUAUCCUGCAAUCCACUCAUUCAUUUUGAUUUGGGAAAACAAGAAGCUAAAGCAAAUCUUUCUUUCAGUUUUGUGGUAG